UUAUUGGUCUUUAGGCCAAACAUGUAUGGAGGCUGAGCAAUCUCCUUUGACUAUAGCAAAAAAUAAGAAUUUAAAAUUUACACAUUUAGUAUGUAUUUGAUGUGGCAUUAACUAUCGCCAAAUUUAAUUAUCAAUGAAACAUUUCAGUCUUGAGUUUAUUUAAUAAUAAAUAAAAUUGUCUGUUCAGAAUGUAAUAAAGAACUAUAAGUUUUAAAUUUUGGUGCUCCACAGCAAUUUUGCCUUUUUUUAUGCAAGGUCCACUAAAUUAUCUCAUCCACCCCACCCCACCUAAAGUUGAGUCUGAUUAGUUAUGAAGUGGGUACAGCAAUAUAUGUGCAAAGCUGGAUACUCAUUAGCAAGCUGUAACUGUAACAUGCGUGAUACAGUACCGAGGUUCUAGUGUGUACACUUGCAGCUCAGUUGUAAACGUCGGCUCAUACACACUAUGCUUUUUGGUUAAAGCAAUGGUUACGGUUACAGCUCGCUAAUGAGUACCCGGCUCAAUAGUCAUCCUCAACUUGCCAGCCUAUCUCAAUUGCCUACUGCAUGGUUCUUGAAUGUUGUUCACCAACAGAAUCAUAUUAUCUACCAAAAGCUUGUUUAUUUACUGUGUUGUCUAAACGAACAGGUGCUUUUAAAACAAAAUAAAUUCUUUUAUGCUCUACCUCCGCAAAAACCUUGAAGCAUUCAUUCUGGGUUUCAAUUCUUACAGAAAUGCAUGCAAUCAUUUAAUAGUACAAUGACCACAAAUGUUGGUGCUGCCGUAUACAGAAAGAAAGCCGAAAGCCGAUCGGCGCUUAUCGGCGCCGACAACCAAUCCUUCCAGAAGAAAGACUUGUUGUCACCAUUCGUUAAAUUUGCCAAUCUGGAAAUUUUACUAGUGACCCGCGAGGACGCCGAGAUGACGUCCGUUGCAAGAAGAGAGCAUGAUGAUUCCGGUGAAUAUUCGGAUGCAUCGCAGGAUAUCGAACACAAUAACUCGGGCAAUGAUGUUGGGCAGCCUGAAUCAGACUAUGAUUCCCAAGGCAGCGACUCCGAAAGAUCAGAUAGAGAUCUCGAGAGCCAGGAGACAGAACGCAGAGUAGAUGACGAUGAGGACCGUAGCAAUCCUCAGUAUAUCCCUAAAAGGGGAACUUUCUAUGAACAUGAUGAUAGAACUGCAGCAAGCGGUGAAGAAUCAAGCAACACGACUUCAGAGACUGCCUCUGAGAAGAAAGAAGGCAGCGAGACACCCGCUGAACGCCGUCGGGCGCCCCGCAAGUCUGACGUCAUUAACAAGUGGUCUCACGACAAAUACAACGAGAAUGAACAGAUGCCGAAAUCUCGUGAUGAACUAGUGGCCAUAUAUGGAUACGACAUUAGGAAUGAGGACGCACCGCCGCACGCUCGCCGCAAUAGAAGAUACGGCCGUGGGCCUAAUAAAUAUACACGUACAUGGGAGGACGAAGAAGCAUACAAGAGGCAAUCGGCCGCGCAACCGCAGCCGAGGAAACCGCCCAAUCCCGAUGAAUUCCCAGAACUGGACGCAAGCAAGAAGCAAAAUAAGAAAAUGCGUGCUCCUCGACCGCGUUCCAAGUCUCAGCCCGCAUCUAACGAGUCACUCGAAAAUGGAGAUAAUAAUCAACUCAGAAGAAACGCUUCUAUCAAAUCACCUAAAGGUAAAAACGAAAGGCCUGUUAAAGUCAACGUCAGUAAAGGCGCAGUGAAACCGAUUCCCAAACCAUCGCCCAAAGACAGGAUGCCGCCGCUCGAGAACCUGACCAUAACCACUUCGGUCACCGCUAAUAACCAAGGACAGCCCCAGAGGAAGGUGAAUGCGACUGUGGCUCAACAACGUCCGGUGCCCACUGAACAGGCGAAGCGGAAACCACAACAACAGCCGCAACAACUAAACAACGUAGCACCUAACAAGUCGCCGCCGCAGCAAUCUCAGCAGCCGCAGCCGCAACAGAAGCCGCAAGCGCAACAGAAUCAACCGCAACCGCCGCAAACCGCGACUGGUGCGGAAGCCCGUGGGAGCAAACGCUAUAGUAGCUUACGCCAGCGUCCUCUCGCCGAAUCGUACUCUCCACAACAACAACAACAGACGCAGCAGCAACAGCCUCAACAACAGCCGCAACAGCAACCGCAACAGCAACAGAUCAGAUACACUGAGGUUGAUUUGUGUUUGGGUGUUGAUGGUACAGAGUACGCGGCGAAUGCGCCGCCGGCGCCCCACCAGGGCAGCCCCGUGCCGCAGAUGCACCCGCCACAGCUUAUGCACCAGAAUUACUAUUUAAGAAUAAGUAUAAUGUUCGCUAUAGCAAGUACAUCGGGCGGCGGUGCCACCGCAGCACGGGCCUUCGCCCCCGCACCAGCAAUUGCCUCAACCGCAGCAUUCGCAACAAGACAAUUACAAGCAACACAGGGUUAUGCACCACCAGCGAUGAUGCCAGCACAGUACAUGCAGGCAACGCAAGCCGGCGGGGUGACGUAUUACAAUUGUGCCGAACAAGAGCAACCGCCGCCACAGCCUCGGGCACAGAGAAGACCCACCGCCGCCAUACCCAUAGUCAGACCUGCCGCACCAGAGAGGUUAGUACUUUAA
Molecule: messenger RNA, 2587 nt
Organism: Chilo suppressalis (striped riceborer)
Lineage: Eukaryota; Metazoa; Arthropoda; Insecta; Lepidoptera; Crambidae
Source: the annotation of a GenBank genome assembly